Messenger RNA from Peromyscus maniculatus bairdii (prairie deer mouse), 2022 nucleotides. RefSeq names its product GTP binding protein 3, mitochondrial (gene Gtpbp3). Lineage: Eukaryota; Metazoa; Chordata; Mammalia; Rodentia; Cricetidae. Gene Ontology annotation, biological process: tRNA methylation; tRNA wobble uridine modification. Gene Ontology annotation, cellular component: mitochondrion; cytoplasm. Gene Ontology annotation, molecular function: GTPase activity; protein binding; GTP binding. The record is from RefSeq and is a predicted model, not a curated record.
CCAAUAGGAACCACCGUCCGUAGCCCACCCAAUGGUAAUCGAGUGGCUGAGCGCCCUGCCAGUCACGCCGCGAAGGGGGCGGGACUUCCCCCCAGAACGUGAAGCCGCGCAGGAAGGUCGGGCAGGGCGCUUGUGACUUGGAGACCCAUGUGGCGCGGGCUGAGCGCCCUGGCGACCCGGGCGGCACGGGCGCCCCGCAGGCUGUGCGCACGCCGGAGCAGCGGCGCCGGGCCCUGGGCCCCCGGCAGCACCAUCUUCGCUCUCAGCUCCGGCCAGGGCCGCUGCGCCAUCGCCGUGAUCCGCACCAGCGGCCCGGCCAGCGGGCUCGCGCUCCGCAGCCUCACGGCGUCCCGGGAGCCACCGCCGGCCCGCAGCGCCUGCCUGCGCCUUCUCCGCCACCCGCGCUCCGGGGAGCCGCUGGACCGCGCGCUGGUCCUCUGGUUCCCAGGCCCCCAGAGUUUCACGGGUGAGGAUUGCGUGGAGUUGCACGUGCAUGGAGGUCCCGCGGUGGUCAGCGGAGUCCUGCAGGCCUUGGGUAGUGUGCCAGGACUACGACCAGCUGAGGCCGGAGAGUUCACCAGGAGGGCGUUCGCCCACGGAAAGCUGAGCCUGACUGAGGUGGAGGGACUGGCAGAUCUGAUCCAUGCGGAAACUGAGGCCCAGCGGCGGCAGGCCCUGAGGCAGCUGGAUGGGGAACUGGGCCAGCUGUGCCGAGGCUGGGCGGAGACCCUCACCAAGGCUCUGGCCCAUGUAGAGGCCUAUAUUGACUUCGGAGAGGAUGACCAUUUGGAAGAGGAUGUGUUGGAGCAGGCGGAUAAAGACGUUCGAGCCCUGGAGGCUGCACUGGGUUCCCACCUGCGAGAUGCCAGGCGUGGUCAGAGGCUCCGCUCAGGGGCGCACAUUGUGGUCGCUGGACCCCCCAAUGCGGGGAAGAGCAGUCUGGUGAAUCUGCUCAGCCGGAAACCUGUGUCCAUCGUGUCCCCAGAGCCCGGGACCACCCGGGAUGUGCUGGAGACGCCCGUGGACCUGGCUGGGUUCCCUGUGCUGCUGAGUGAUACCGCUGGGCUGCGGGAAGGCGUGGGCGCCGUCGAGCAGGAGGGUGUGCGCAGGGCCCGCCAGAGGUUGGAGCAGGCUGACCUCGUCCUGGGGGUACUGGACGCCUCCGACCUGGCCUCCCCCUCCAGCCGCAGCUUCCUGGACACCGUGGCGGCCCCGCUGGUAGCACAGAGCCCCGACAGCUGCGGACAGCGCCUCCUGCUGCUGCUCAACAAAUCCGACCUGCUUCCCGCCAGGACCGCGGACAGCGACGCCGCGCUCCUCGGGCUGCCGUACCUGCUGCUCUCCUGCCGCACCGGAGCAGGGCUCGAUGGCCUCCUGCAGGCCCUGAAGACCGAGCUGGCUGCCGUGUGCGGGGACCCAUCCACAGGACCGCCGCUCCUGACCCGGGCGAGGCACCAGCACCACCUCCAGGGCUGCCUGGACGCCCUGCGACACUACCAGCCGGCGACAGACCUGGCCCUGGCGGCGGAGGCCCUGCGCCUGGCUCGGAGGCACCUGAGCCACCUCACGGGUGGAGGAGGCACCGAGGAGAUCCUGGACCUCAUCUUCCGGGACUUCUGUGUGGGCAAGUGAGGGCCAGAGCCUGGGCCGCAGGUUCCCACUAGAUAGUGAUUCAAGAUGGCAGCAGAGGGCAGGAGAGCACUGGGGUCUGCAGCCCUCAGGUCUGUCCCUCCACAGUGAGCAGACAGGCCAGGGAUCCCAGGAUAGCUACCCCUGGGUGCUGAGAUGAAGGCCUACGUCACCACGCCAAGAGUCUGUAUUGCUGGAGAUGAGACCCUUGUCUGUUAGGUGUUGAGCCACGCCCCCAGCCUGCUACUGGAGGAUUCUGGACAGGGCUCCACCCUGAGCCACACCCCCAGCCCCUCACUGGGGAUUCUAGGCAGGGCUCCACCCCUGACCACGCCCCCAGCCCCUCACUGGAGGAUUCUAGGCGGGGCUCCACCCUGAGCCACGCCCCCAGCC